Messenger RNA from Paramecium sonneborni, 3047 nucleotides. The record is from the annotation of a GenBank genome assembly. NCBI's taxonomy places the organism in Eukaryota, Ciliophora, Oligohymenophorea, Peniculida, Parameciidae.
AUGUCAUAUUAAAAUUGUUAUCCUGGUUGUACUUAAUGCACAGGCCCAGAUAAAAACUAAUGCAUUGCAUGUUCUGGAGGUUUGAUUGUUAUAAAUGGAGAAUGUAGAUGUUCAAUAAGAAAAAGUGUUAUGUAAUCAUAUGGAUGCGUAGAUAAAUGCUAUUUAACAGGAUCUAAAUUAAAAUCAUAAAAUAGAAUAUGUUUAGAUUUUGUACCAGCUAGUCUUGUAUUUUCUAGUUUAUAUGGAAUUAAUUUAGAGCCUGGGUAUAAUUGGAAUAUUAUUUAUGAUCCUUAACAUUUAGAUAUAAUAGAUAAGAAACUAUCACCAUAUAAUUUUGGACUCUUUAGAUUUAGAGAAGGAGCCUACACAUCUAUUAGUACUAUUUUUGCAAUAUACCCUUUGGUUACACUUGUUUAAUUUGUAUUUUGUAAUGCAACUCCAAUAAAUACAGGGGUUUAAUUUUAUAUUAAUUAGACAUAUAUAGAUUCUGUAUAUUUUGAUGGAACUUAAUUUAUAUAUGAUAAAGUAGAGAUGAGAUCAUAAUAAACAUAUCCAGUAACUGGAUAAUGCAUUAAUAAUUUGUUUAUAUCUGUUGAGAUAUUCACAACUUUGAUUCAAUAAAAGUUAACAUUUUCUCUUUAAGGGAAUUUUACGUAACAUUUAAAAAUAAUUUAGUUAACCAGGAGCUGGUUGGUUUUUAAGAUUUGCUUAAAUUACAACAGGUUAUUGUCCAUAUAGAUGUUUGAAAUGUGAUAUGUUUUACAGGUGUAUUCAAUGUUAUUACGGAUUUGUAAAAAUUUCAGAUGGAACCUGUUUAUAUUUUGAUUGUCCUUUAGAAUCUACAUAUAAUGGUACUCAUUGUGUUAAAUAUGAUUAAGUUACAAAAUGUAAAUAUAUAAUAUAACAUAAGAUUCAAAAUAUAUUGUUAGAGAAUUUUAUGACUUUACUGUCACAGAUACUCUAAAUACAACUUUUAUUUUGGAAUCAACUAUACCAACAGAUUUGUAAAAAGGUUCUUUUGUAUAUUGGUCUUAUACUGAUACAAAAAGGAUAUUUGGUGGUAAAUACAUUUGGGCAUAAUCAAGAUUUUCUCAAAUAUAUACUUUAAAUCCACAUCAUUCAUUAACUAUUUAUUUUUAAGUAAUUUUUGGUCCAAAUUUUCCGACCUCUCCUAUUAAUUACUUUUCAUAUGAAAUUAAUAAUUGUACUCAAAAAUAAAUAACUCAAAGUUCAACAUUAAGUAUUAUAGAAAAAGUUUUAACCUAUAAUCCUACUUUAACAAUUGCUAUUUAAAGUUUUGGUGUUAAUAUUAUUGAUUCCUAUUGCGGAAUAUCAAAUUAUUAUAUUGUUGUUCAUUAUUGUAAGCCAUAUUGUAAUAGAUGUACAAAUGAAUUUACUUGUGAUGAAUGGAUGACGUAUGAUUCUAAUAUUGUAAAAACAGAAUAAUCAUAAUGUUUUAAUAAUUAAUUUGUAGAUGAAACUACAUCUACUUGCGAAGAUUGUCCUUUUGAAUGCCUUACUUGUUUUAAUGAAUAUGAAUGUUUAACAUGCAAGCCUAAUUAUUAAUUAAUUAUUACAACUUGUAUAUUAGGUUGCUAGCUUAAUUAAUUCUAUGAUGGAAUCAAUUGUUUAGAUUGUCAUUAUAGUUGUAAAUAAUGCUAAUCAACUAAUUAUUGUAUACAUUGUGAAUCUACAUCUCUAAGAUAUUUAGAAAAUAGAGAUUGCAAAUGUUUUGAUGGUUAUUAUGACUAGAAUAAUAUUUAAUUAUGUUAACCAUGUGAUAAGUUAUGUACAAAAUGUAAUGGAUCUACAAAUUUGCAUUGUUAAGAAUGUAUAGUUUUAGACAAUUUAAUAUUAAAUGGAAAUUCUUGUGAAUGUAAUAUUGGAUAUUACUUUGAUGAAUUUUAAUAGAAGUGUUUAUUAUGUUCAAAUAAAUGCGAAACAUGUUUUCAAUCAUCAGAUUCAUCUUGUUUAUCUUGUUUUUCUAAUUAAUAUAGAAUUUUGAAUGGAAUAUUAUGAUAGUAACUAAGAUAAUUGUAUAUAAUGUCCAUCUUUAGAAGAUGUCUUAUUAACAUCUUGUUAUUAGAUUUGUGGAAACAAUGAUUCAAUUUGGUUUAAUUAGAAUUGUCCUCCUUAUAUUUGCUCAUCUGAAUAUAAUAAUAUCAAUAAUUAAUGUUAACCUAUAUGCGGAGAUUUAUUAGUUGUAAGUGAAGAAUAGUGUGAUGAUGGAAAUUUAAUUUAAUUUGAUGGAUGUCAUAAUUGUAGAUUUUAAUGUCCUGCUUAAUGUACUAUUUGUGAUAAUACUACUGUAUUCCCUUGUAUUGAUAUUUGUGGUGAUGGAAUUAUUAGUGGAUUAGAAGAGUGUGAUGAUUCAAAUGAUGUCUAAUUUGAUGGAUGUUAUUAAUGUAAAAUUGAAUGUUAACUUUAAUGUACAAGAUGUACCAAAGGAAUAUGUUCUGAAUGUUAAACAUUUGGUUGGAUGUUUGAUCCUAAUUCAAGUUUAUGUAUAGAAAAAUGUGGUGAUGGAUAUGUAGUUGGAAAUGAACCUUGUGAUGAUGGAUAUAAUUUUGACCCAAAUGAUAGUUGUCUAGCUUGUAAGAGAGUAUGUAGGGAUGAUUGUAAAACAUGCAGUGAUGAUGGAAAAACAUGUUUAGAAUGUAAAACAAUUGGGUUUAGGCCAGUAUAUUACUUUUGUAUAAACAUUUGUGGUGAUGGACAUUUAGCAGUAGAUCCACAUAAUAGAUAUAUAGAAUAAUGUGAUGAUUUUAAUUUAGUUAAUUAUGACGGUUGUAAUGCAGUCUGUUAAUUCUAAUGUUAAACAAUUGAUAUUUGUACAAGUUGUGUAAGUAAUAAAUGUUAAAGUUGUAUAAGUACAUAUUAUUUAGAUGAAUAAAAAAAUAAAUGUAUUGAAUUAUGUUAUGAUAAUAUUAUUGUUGGCAAUUAAAAAUGUGAAGAUAAAUAGUUUAAUGUUAGAUGGAUGUUAUAAUUGUUAAUUAUCAUGUUAAUAAUCUUGUUAAACUUGUACAAUCAAAGGUUGUACUUAAUGU